Saccharomyces kudriavzevii IFO 1802 is the source of this 1077-nucleotide messenger RNA. RefSeq lists its product as uncharacterized. Gene Ontology annotation, cellular component: plasma membrane. Bases 1 to 1077 code for a protein of 358 amino acids. Gene Ontology annotation, biological process: signal transduction. The record is from RefSeq and is a predicted model, not a curated record. Gene Ontology annotation, molecular function: GTPase activity; GDP binding; GTP binding. Lineage: Eukaryota; Fungi; Ascomycota; Saccharomycetes; Saccharomycetales; Saccharomycetaceae. The transcript has a single exon.
AUGACUACACGCUUAUUAUAUGGCGCAGACUCGCCACCAAUUCUAAGAUGCUUCGAUUUAAAAACUUCGAAAAUUACCGUAAUGGGAGAUGAUGAUUCAGGAAAGACAUCCUUGGUCCGCAAUUGGCUAAAUAGUACUUUUCAAAAUUCAGAUCCUAACCAUUAUAGAGUAUCGGAUAUUUACCAUAAGACGGUUCAAUUCAAUUAUUUUAAGGAAUUCUAUCACACCUUUGUAACGGCCAAAGCGCAACUCUCCAACGAUGUGUAUCAUGCGGUUGAAAAUCCAAAUACAGUUGGAAGUUAUGCCGAUAUAUUAGAAAAAUACAUGAUUGACGCUAAUAUUUGCAACAAUAAAUCGGUUGUCGGAAGACGCACUAAGAUCAACGUUCAAAUUUCUGAUACUAAUCAGAUGGAUAUCUCAUGUUAUUCAGAUUUAACCACUGUGCAAAUCAAGCAGUCAGAUGCAAUUAUAUUGUGUUUUGAUUCCACUAACGAGAGUUCAUUUGCCAGUUUAGAGUAUUACAUAUGUACUAUUCACCAAGUAAGCUUGGAAUCCAAAUUGAAUAUUCCAAUUAUUAUAGCGUGCACGAAAUGUGAUUUGGUCUCUGAAAGGACCAUUUAUUACGACAGAAUUUUAGCAUUCCUGCAAGACCUAAAUUUUUCGCCCGAUAGCUUGGAUUAUUUUGAAACAUCAUCCAAGCUUGAUAUAAAUGUUGAGGAGUUGUUCUUCGCAGCAUUGUUGAAGAUUGAAAAAUCUAAAAAUGAUUGCAGGAAACUCCUGCAGGGAUUCAUAAAUGGUAUGUAUCCGGCCAAUAAUUCACCUUCUUUGAUUAAAAACGGGAAAGCUCGUGAAAUCGAAACCCAAGAAGCCAGUUGUAUAAGCAUCAAAAGCCAAUUGAUAACGUCUUCUUUAGAAGAAUCGAAAGAUUCCAAGAGGCUAAUUACAAAAAAGAGUGGGCACACGUCUAUGAAGAUGUCCCCGGCGAAAAGCCUUACAAGAGGAUCGUCAAAUGGAAGUCCAUCCAGCGAUGAAAGGAAAAAAUUGAAGAAAUGCAUCAUGGCAUGCUGUGUAAUGUAA